Molecule: messenger RNA, 1280 nt
Organism: Lampris incognitus (smalleye Pacific opah)
Lineage: Eukaryota; Metazoa; Chordata; Actinopteri; Lampriformes; Lampridae
Product: neutral cholesterol ester hydrolase 1-like
Exons: 5
Coding region: 1-1221 (406 amino acids)
Cellular component (GO): membrane
Molecular function (GO): carboxylic ester hydrolase activity
Source: RefSeq, a predicted model, not a curated record
AUGAGGUUCCGUUGGAUCGGCGCUGCGCUGCUGUCGGCGGCCGCCUACUACGUUUACCUCCCCCUGCCGCGCGCCGUCGGCGAGCCCUGGAAGCUCAUGCUGCUGGAUGCGCUGUUCCGGGGCUUCAUGCAUGUGGGUGACAUGGCUCACGCGUUGGGUGUGUGUCAUCGUGUCCACUUGCUGAACAGGGUGGUGUCGUGGGUGGAGGUGAUAGAGGCUCGCUCCUGUGACAGCGUGCACGUGUCCGACUCCACCCUCGGCGGCGUGCCCACGCGAGUUUUCCAGCCGAAGCGGGGGAGGAGGCUGAAAAGGGGCCUGAUCUACUUCCACGGAGGAGGAUGGGCCCUCGGCAGUGGACGCAUGCGAUCCUACGACCUACUUUGUCGAAAGAUGGCGGAGGAUUUGGAUGCAGUCAUCAUGUCAGUCGAUUACCGUCUGGCUCCAGAGGCGGUGUUUCCCGACCAGUACCACGACGCGUUGGCAGCCUCACGUGCCUUCCUCUCCGCCGGGGUCCUGCAGCGCUAUAGCAUCGACCCAGACAGAGUGUGUGUGUCGGGAGACAGCGCUGGGGGAAACCUGGCCGCCGCGGUGGCCCAGGAGCUCUCCACAGACAACGGACUGACAUUUCGGUUCAAGGCCCAGGCAUUGAUCUACCCUGUCCUCCAGGCGUUGGACUUCUACACCCCGUCCUACCAGCAGAACCAGGCCGUGCCCAUCCUCUACAGGCCGGUCAUGGCCCGUUUCUGGCUCCAGUACCUUGGCGCCGACCCCUCCCUGGAGGCCCUCCUGCUUGCCAACAACCACAGCACUCUGGACCAGCCAGGCAUAAGCCCUGACACCCGUUCCAAACUGGACUGGACCACUCUCCUCCCUGCCAGAUGGAGAAAAGACUUCAGGCCCGUUGCCAGGGCAACAGGGUCAGUAGGGGUUGUGGGUGAAGUGCCGGGGUUAGUGGAUGUGCGGGCCGCGCCUCUGCUGGCAGAACAAAGGGUUCUGGGUAGGACACCCAAGGCAUAUGUGAUGACCUGCGAGUUUGACGUGCUGAGGGAUGACGGGCUCAUGUACGCCGAGCGCCUGCAGGAUGCUGGCGUCACGGUAACCAACGACCACUAUGAGGACGGUUUCCAUGGCUGCAUGGUGUUUGCCUUCUUCCCAAUGUGGUCCAGGGUAGGACGACGGAGCAUGGAGAACUAUAUUGACUGGCUGGACCAGAACCUCUAGAUAACAAGUAGUUUGAAAAGAAAAUCUUAUCAGACAGGAUCCAGAAAAUCUAUUUUGAU